This is a messenger RNA of Cylindrotheca closterium, 2685 nucleotides long. Lineage: Eukaryota; Bacillariophyta; Bacillariophyceae; Bacillariales; Bacillariaceae. The record is from the annotation of a GenBank genome assembly.
AUGGCACCCUUCCAGGCAGGAUUUUCCAUCGAAAAAGAGGAGAAACCGUCGUCAUCGUCAUCAUCACCACAUGGCAGCAGUGGAAUGAAAGCUACAUCAGCAUCUCAGUCAGCAGCACCAACGAAAUCAUCAGCCUCCAAAGCUCGCCCAAUGUUUGGUCUAAUGCAUUACCUGAUUCACGCCGUUCUAUUUGUGCUAUGUUUGGCAUUGGCCGCGACCUAUACUCUCAAAAUCAUCCACGAUGAUUACUUUGUCACAUUGAUUGAAAGGGCUCGCAGGACUGACGAGGAUUUAGUGGACGAAUACACGUAUUACGAACGACGUUGCAAUGUGGUCGACAUUACCGCUACCAAAGAAGAAGCCAACCAAUUGAUUGUGGAUUCCAAAGAGACCGCUAUUCCCACAAUGAUGACACAUGGAGCCAUUAUGAUUCCGCAAGUCUUGUCGGAUUCCAUGAUCCAAGAACUCCGCGACUUUGUGGUUUGGAAGAACCAUGCUGUCAGUGGCACGGAUGAUGAAUAUCCCGUCACGGCGGGGGAGCAUCGAAUUAGUUAUGGGAUUGAGGCAGCGGAACAUCCAACGGUAGUAAGAGCUUUGAAGGCUGUACACGAUAAUGGACAGUUGAAGGGGAUUUUGGAAGGAUUGGUUGGACGCAAUCCAGCGUUGACGGAAAUUACGGCCAUUACAUCGCGCUAUGGGUCGUCCCAUCAGCCGUGGCAUCCAGAUGUCAAGCCCGAUGGAAAUGGUGUCCAAUUUGGAAGAACCUAUAGUCAUUCAUAUUCCUUGUUUAUUCCACUGCAGAAUACUACAGGAGCAAUGGGUGCUACUGACUUGUGUCCAGGAACCCAUUACUGUGCUGAUUGGAUUGACGCCCAAUGCGAAGAAAACAAGAUUGGGCUUCACGAAAUUCGUGAUGGAGGAAUCUGGAAGGCUGGGGAUGCUGUCUUACUUAAUCAACAAGUCUGGCAUCGAGGUACUGAGCAUACGGAUCCAGAUGCACAAGAACGCAUUCUUUUCAUUUUGAGUUUUAUUGGGCGGCCCACGGACAACCGGCAACUAGCGAGAGGUACCUAUUUUCACAUGAAGUGGAACAUGUGGGGUCACACCUGGCAAGAUUUGGCGGAUGCCGCCAUUUCCAUGGCUAGUCCUUGGAACAUGCUUCGUUGUCUCCAUUUGUGGAAGGCCAAGGGCCGUGAGUGGGGAUAUGAUCUCUUUACGGCGGCGACUCUUCGGAUUGCCAAUCAGCAACUGGGAUGUGAGCCAGGUGAUUUAGAAGGUCUGCUCAAUGUUUUGGCCAAGCAUGGCUUUCCAGGAUGGCUUGACGGUACCAUUGAUUUGGAACAUGAGGAAGCAUGGCAGAUCUACCUUGGCGAAACGGUUGAGCUUACCCUUGCAUUUCUAAUCAAGGCCAACGCAGUUGCCAUUGCUUUAUAUCUUGUGAUGUGCUUGGGUCCUUCACUGACGGGGCGAUCUGGCUCGAGAUCACCCACCCGCUCCUUUUCGGGAAAUCUGCUGCUCCUUUUCCGCACCUAUGGAAUUGCGAUUGCGCUAGGUUGGUUCGCUCUCAACAAGGUUCAAUCGUCACCGUGGGCUCGGAAUAUUUCUGCUGGAAAAACUCUGAUGCGCCCAUUUCCUGUGGCCAAAGAUGUCAUGAGAGAUGAUCCUUCCGUUGUCAAGGGCCCUACAACUGUGCCACUACGAACAGAUGUGUUGGUGGGCACACGACUUGCUUCCAAGACCAUUGGUGUCUACUCUCGCUGGCACGACUUUCAUCCGGGAAAUCGAAAGUUUAUGAAGGACGUCUCUGCGUUUGGUGGAAAGUUCUUUCGCUCACUUGAGACAUCUUUCCCCAUCUUGGCGGACACUGUGGUGCAAGGUGCCAUGCAAGAUAUUCAAUAUGACAAUGGCCGAUUCUUGCAACAAGACUAUCGAACGGGCGACUGGAGACUCAUGAGUGAGGCAGAAUCUUUGGAAUACAUUCGAAUGAAAUUGUUCUUCGGAACCAAUACGGUAGAAGCUGCCAUCAAGGGCGAAAUUGACUACUUGCUUGGCGACUAUCGUUUUGGAUUUGCAAGAUUGAUGGCCAUGUCCAAAAUUUCUCAGACUCGUCUGCAAGCACUGGAAAAGCUUUUGACAAGGACGCACCACAAUGAGGAAUUUUCUACUUCUAGGCGUCGCUUGGCAUCUUUUUCGUCAGUAACAGAGAAGAGUAAAUCGCAACUCAAGAUUGACGUAGCUUCGGUUGUCACCCCAUCCUGCGAAAGAGUGCUCGAAGAUGACAGGGCGUCGACAAAUCUAUUUAAAGAUUUCAACAAGGAGUUACCCGAACUCCGUCCGUACUCGGAAGUCAAUUGGCAUUAUACCGAGGACUCUGAAGAUGAAGUAGGCGAACUAAUUCCUGCCACGAUCCUUAGUCUUUACGACGACGAGUAUGCUGAGAUUGCUCUAUACGGAGAAUGGGCAUAUGAAUUUGACAGCGAGCCAGUGAUCGAGGUUCCCAUCAGAGAAUUAUCUCCUCGAAUUCAGCCUGUAGAGGGUCUUCCAGUCCGUGGAAACUAUCUUCGAUUGGGGGACUGGUGGGGUGGCAAGAUUCAAAACGUUCGUCCAUCUGGAAGGAUCACGAUAUUAUAUGAGGAUGGCGACUCUGAGAACGAGACUGAGUUGGACCAGUACAUUGUACAGUGA